GAUAGGAGGAAGAAGAAAAACACAACGAGAAGUUUAUGCUCAAUAUUUGUAGUAUAUAUUCGGUGUAUUUGCUGCUGUUGUUCCAAUUUAAGCAGAAAUGGAUACACAGUCGUAUCUUCCCGUACAGCCUGGGGUUGGGAUGGAGGAGAAUUUCCUGUCUCUCGACGAUAUUUUGCUCUCUCAUGACAGACUUCCCAUCCGGACAGAAUGCAGUUUCCCACGUCUUGGAUUCCUGGAGAAGUCUAGUGACACUCAGGACAUAGCGGAGGGUACAAAGAUGGAGCUUCCUCUGUGGUUGUCCAAGGGUCUGUAUGAGAGAAAGAGGAGGGUGGUGUCAGUGGAGCUUCCUAAAGUGUACAGACAGGGCUGGAGGACCGUGUUCAACGCUGACCCAAACGUGGUGGAUCUGCAUAAGAUGGGGCCCUACUACUACAGCCUGGGAUCCCAGAUGCUACACUUUGAUAGCCCAGAGAAUCCAGAUAUUGCGCAGACGCUGCUGCAGACAUUCAUUGGCCGGUUCAGACGGACAAUGGACUCUUCCCAGAAUGCCUACAAUGAGGACACAUCUGCACUGGUGGAGCGUCUGGACUGUCUGGAGAAAGGUCUGUUCAGGUCCGGACAAAGUGGACUCAAUGGUUUCCAGAGCUGGGAGAAGGGUCAGGCCACACAGCUCACUGCCUCCAGUCUGGUUCUCAACUACCGCAAGAGGAAGAUCACAGAUGUACAGCCCUGACCCCGACCUGCAGUUAACAGAUGACAGACGCUGCUCAGACUCUGGUCAGGGCUUCAGAGCAGCAGCAGACUCUGACUGACUUGUGUUUUCUUUGCCCAUGGACAA
Messenger RNA from Seriola dumerili (greater amberjack), 838 nucleotides. RefSeq names its product GINS complex subunit 3 (gene gins3). Gene Ontology annotation, biological process: mitotic DNA replication initiation. Gene Ontology annotation, cellular component: GINS complex. Lineage: Eukaryota; Metazoa; Chordata; Actinopteri; Carangiformes; Carangidae. The coding region runs from base 98 to 733 and encodes 211 amino acids. The transcript has 3 exons. The record is from RefSeq and is a predicted model, not a curated record.